UUGGCGCUCCUUGGCGCAUGCGCUGUGUGCUGCCUCGUUGAACUGCAUGCAUACGCAGAGGACGCUUGGAGUGGAAGCGGCAUGGAGCGGCUUUUCCUCGCCUCGCUGCUCCUGACAGCCGCCGGGAGGGUCCGGGCCUCGGACGCCGAAUCUUUCCUGUGCACCAUCGGGAGCUUCCAGUGCGAGAGUGACGGUGCGCAGGUGCCUCUGUGCCUGAGGUGUGACGGGAAGGCAGACUGUAGUGACGAGAGUGAUGAGAACGGCUGCCAAGCUGGGACAGUCUCGUGCGGACGCCACGGGCGGCAGUGUGGCAGCGGAGGCCCUUGCCUGCCCUUGGAACGGAUCUGCGAUGGCCGCAGCAAUUGCCCGGACGGUUCCGACGAGUCGCUGGAUGCCUGCGGGCCCCAGUUGGCCUGGACUUUGCCAGCCUGCCGAAAGGAGGAGUUCCGAUGUGCGCCGGGAACCGAGUGUUUCCCGCUGACAUGGGUGUGCGAUGGCCAUUCCGAUUGUCUGGACAAGCGGGAUGAACUGGGCUGUGGAUUGGAGUCUCCGGUGAUCCCACAAACCACCCAAACAGAUGGUGAGGCUGUCCCUGGAAACGUGAUGCCUGAGGAUUUGAUGCUCCUUGCCGUUGUCGCACUCCUGGCCAUAGUGGUAGCUGCCGUUUGCAUCUUGGUGUGGAGGAAUGCUAAAAUGAAUCAUCUUACAAGCAACGGCCGCUGUGAAGGCUCAGAGCAGCUGGUGUUAAAGCAGCAGCCGUGAGAUUCCCCUCCCUUCAAGAGCUGCCCUGUCGUCUUACGAAUGGUUUCUCUUUCAACACAUCCCCCCCACAAAGAAGGUCCUGUCUACAGCCAAGGUUUUUAUCCCACCAGCUCCGUGAGAGUCCCUCUUGCUGUUCCCUGCAACCCCGGCCUUUCACGCCAUACUUCGGCAAGUGACUUCAGUCAAGAACUUGAGAUGCACAUCAAAGACAAAAGGAUUGCGUCUUCUUCGUGUGGCUGGAGGGCGGGGACGAUGACUCCCCAUUGCUGGCCACGAGGGGACUAUGUAGAAGCGACGACAGGGUCCUUCAAGAUGGUGGGAUGUUUUGGAGGCUGCUGCCACAGUGUGCCUUGAGGCUCCCUCCCCUCCCUUGGUGAACACCGCUUGUGUCUUGCGUCCCUUUUUCAUUUCAGUUCUUGGUUCACAACAUUUCAUGUGUGAUGCCCCAAACCACAGCAUGCAUUUAAAGCAGUAUUGUACUACGUUAAAACAGUCCUCGCUUUCCCCCAAAGAAUCCUGGGAACCGUAGUUUGUCAAGGGUGCUGAGAGUUAAGAGGAAAUCCCUCCCAUUCUCCUCACAGAGAUACAAUUUGUAGAGUGGUUCAAAUGUUAGUCUCUUUUCUGUGGGGAUUGUAGCUCUAUGAGUGGAAACAGGGUCUCCUAACAACUGUCACCACCCUUCACAAACUACUCUUCCCAGGAUCCUUUGGGGGAAGCCGGGACCGUUCAAAGUGGUAUGAUAAUACUUUGAACAUAUAGUACAGAUGGGCCCAAAGUCUCCUUCAGGAUGAAUGAUUCCCGUAAUUCAUGUGUGGUGGGUUUUUUUUCAUUUUCUCAUUAGCAACAUUGACAACUCUGUCCUUUUUUAGAUGGCAAAUAAAUGUUGCAUCUCAUCGUCUCGGUAUCCCACAUAUUUAUUUCUGUACUCUGGCCCUCUUGAUCUCCUAUAUUUACAGCAGUUGCGGGGACCCUGUGUCUUGGCCGCUACAGCUAAGAAACAGAGGCAAGGCUCAAAACGGUAAUGGAAAAUGUAGAUAGCAUGAAUAAAAUAGCAAAUUAUCCAAUGUA
Messenger RNA from Rhineura floridana, 1830 nucleotides. It is a transcript of the gene CD320, whose product is annotated as CD320 molecule. The record is from RefSeq and is a predicted model, not a curated record. The transcript is spliced from 5 exons. Gene Ontology annotation, cellular component: plasma membrane. Gene Ontology annotation, molecular function: protein binding. The coding region runs from base 82 to 762 and encodes 226 amino acids. Lineage: Eukaryota; Metazoa; Chordata; Lepidosauria; Squamata; Rhineuridae.